UUCUCUGAGUCCAGUGCGCAGCGCCCCGCUGUUCUCUCCGCAUCUUCAGCCUGACCAUGCAGGGUUAGGGAGGGAUGGAAGCCUCAAAAAAGAAAUGAGGAAUAUUCCUGCCGCAGUCAUCAGAGCUUAGAAGAUCUCACACUGUAGCCGCGAGAUACAAGUAGAAGGACCUGACUGACUAAAGGCGACGCCACCAUGGGCUGCGUGGGUUCCAAGAAGGAGCAGGAGCCUCUUAGCAAGGGGACGAGUAACAGUGAGAACCGAGCACAGACGGCCCACUAUGUCAAAGACCCCACCUCAGGAAGCAAAGCUGCCAAAAUGCCCUCCACUGCUAACUCUUCAGACGUGGGUGAGAACAUCGUCAUGGCACUGUACGACUAUGAGGCCAUUCACGAGGGAGACCUCGGCUUCAGGAAGGGAGAUAAGCUCAGAAUCUUGGAGGAAUCGGGCGAGUGGUGGAGAGCCAUGUUAAUCAGCACCGGUAAGGAAGGCUACAUCCCCAGCAACUAUGUAGCCAAGGACACUCUGGAGGCAGAGGAGUGGUUCUUUAAAGGCGUAAGCAGGAAAGAUGCUGAGAGGCAGCUGCUGGCCCCCGGGAACCGAGUCGGAUCCUUCAUGAUCCGAGACAGUGAAACCACGAAGGGCAGCUACUCUCUCUCUGUUCGGGACAUUGAUGCCCACUCUGGUGGCACAGUUAAACAUUAUAAAAUCCGAACUCUGGACAACGGAGGAUUCUACAUCUCUCCUCGCAUUACUUUCAACACCCUGCAAGAGCUGGUCAGCCAUUACAAGAAGCAGGGAGACGGCCUCUGUCAAAACCUGACUGUCCCAUGUUUGAGCCCCAAACCUGAGAAACCAUGGGAGAAGGAUGCCUGGGAAAUUCCAAGAUCCUCACUCAAACUGGAAAAGAAGCUCGGUGCCGGCCAGUUCGGAGAAGUCUGGAUGGCUACCUACAAUAAGCACACCAAGGUCGCAGUGAAAACGAUGAAGCCAGGAAGCAUGUCGGUGGAGGCUUUCAUGAUGGAGGCCAACCUGAUGAAGCGUCUGCAGCACGACAAACUGGUUCGACUCAAUGCCGUGGUCACCAAAGAGGAGCCCAUCUACAUCAUCACUGAGUUCAUGGAGAAAGGUAGCUUGUUAGACUUCCUGAAGAGUGAUGAGGGGAACCGCGUCCAGCUGCCGAAGCUCAUCGACUUCUCUGCUCAGAUUGCAGAGGGCAUGGCUUACAUCGAGCAGAAUAAUUACAUCCACAGAGACCUGAGAGCUGCCAACAUCCUGGUCAAUAAGGCUUUAGUCUGCAAAAUUGCUGACUUUGGCCUCGCUCGUAUCAUUGAGGACAAUGAGUACACAGCCAGAGAAGGAGCCAAGUUCCCCAUCAAAUGGACGGCCCCGGAAGCCAUCAACUACGGCUCUUUCACAAUCAAGUCUGACGUCUGGUCCUUUGGUAUCUUGCUGACUGAGAUUAUCAGCUAUGGACGCACACCAUACCCAGGAAUGACCAACCCAGAGGUGAUCCGUUCCCUGGAGAAGGGCUACCGAAUGCAGCGCCUGGACAGCUGUCCUUCCGAACUCUAUGAAAUCAUGCUGGAGUGCUGGAAGAACAAACCCGAGGACCGUCCCACCUUUGAUUACCUGCAGAGUGUCCUGGAGGAUUUCUACACAGCCACGGAGAGCCAGUAUCAGCAGCAGCCUUGAGAUGUGUGUUAGAGAGCUGUUUCUUUCAUAUAAACUGUAACAAGAAGUCCAGUUUCUACAAGCAGCAGCUCAGGACACACACACUGUUUGUUUGCUAUUCUAUGUCUUCUUCUAUUUCUCUAUCUUAUUCACGUGCACGAGGCAAGGCAAGUUUAUCUGUGUAGCAUAACGACAGGGUGAUUCAAAGUGCUUUACAGAAUACAAUCAUACAACAGAAAACAGAAAUAAGGCACUGUGCACAAAUUACAGUACAGUAAAACUUUUUAUCCUUUAAGAAACUAUGCCUGCUCUGACACUUCCAGUAGAUCCUGUGUGAAUAUCACCAUGUCCAGUUUGGGAAGCUGGAUGGAGUUCCCCUUCCUUCUCUUUAAGAAAUGGAAAAUAGUCACUGAGGGUUUUCAAGUGCAAUACAUGACACGGUGACCGGGUGCUGGUUCCACAACAUUUCAGGCAAGUGUGCAUUUCUAAAAAUGCAUUUCAAAAUGCAAGCAUCAAAUGCAAGUUCCACUCUUCUUUCUCUCCAUUGUGUGAGAAUUCCUGCCUUCUAACUUUGGAAUCGCGGAUGGCAUGCUAACGUAUAGCGCAUUCUAGCGUCUCACUUUCCCAAGCACAGCCACUGUGUGUCAAAGACUGCGACAACACCGAUGAAAGCACGUCAUCCGAUAGUUCAUGGAGUGUUCACUCAGUUGAAGACGUUCGUGAUCAUAAACAUUGCACAUAUAUGGUUCCUCUGUGUUCAGAAGGAAGAACGGUUCUCACAGGGGGAACGGAUCUUAACGGGGACAUGCACUUCUGUACCAACCAGGCUGGUGUAUUUUAGCAGAAACUGCUGUUAUGCUGCCCAUGGUAACCAUGGUAACGAGCAACACUAUCUAACAAAAGCAAAAGAAAACAGUUAGCUCUAGGUUCAUCUAGCCAGCACCGUUGACGUGUCGAGGAGAAAGCUGCAACUUUUAAUCUCCUUUUAAAAUCUUUCUGCUUCUUGACUGCUUUCUGCCUGGGGAAGGCUAGCUAGCUCUAUUGUAUCGUGUGGUCACAGUGCUUUUUUUUUGCUUUCUUCGUGACGUUGAAACGGCUCCCAUGCUGCUGCUGCAUAUGUAUGGUCCUGCAUUUUAGUAAAUAUCAAUUUAACAGAUUUUCCAACUUGUUUAUCUUCUCCUGCAUCACUGCGCGCUGGGUCGCAGGGAUUCAGAGUUUGUGUCUUUGUCUCUUGCCCUCAGCUGUAGUUUCAAGAUGGCAGACCCUCAUGGCGCUGACAUAUCGGCUUCAGGCCCAUUUCUGCUCCCUUACGUAUGUAAACAGCUACGUCCGUUUUAAACGUUGUCAUAUGUCUCCAUCUUCAUGCUUCCAUGCACCUUUUAUGUUGCCAUGGUUGUUAAGUCAGUUCCUCCACUAGUGGGCAGCGCUGAGUUCAGAGCUCUGACGUCAGUUUCAGACCCCGUUUGGCAGCGUGUGACGUGUCGCUACAACGUUGUUUCCAACCAUCCAACCCCCCCCCCCGCUGGUAGCAGUCAGCUAUUCUGCUCAGCACUGCCCCCGUGAUUUCCAGUGAUAUUACUCCGUCUUCUGUAUCAAGCGACAGAUAGCUAAGCUCCCUGAACAGAGACCAAAUGAUGCACAUAAUCAACGCAGCAGAUGGACGAAACUGUCCGUCCGUCUGCGUGUCUGUCAUCUUCUUUAGCAGCUUCUUUAAUUCCAAUGAGUUUUAAAGAGACUUCUGUGCCAGCAGCUAAUUUAAAAGCCUCUUUUUUUCUUUCCUUUUUUUUUUUUUUUUAACAAAUUCAGUGCAGCAAACAGGAAUAAAUUCCAGGUGUAAAGACAAGAACACCCUGAGCUUUUUAAAAAAUGUGGAUAUGAGGACCAUGUCUGUGUAUGGAAAUAACCAUGCAUCCAACUAAUGAUGCAACAAGCAAUAAUCCCAAGAGCUUGACUUGAAGGCAGCUGGACGUCUUUUUGUCUCUUAAAAAAAGAGAGCAAAUUGUCUUCGAUUCGAGCACUUACAAUCACUAUGACCAGGAUGACUGAGACUUUACGCCAACAACCAGGCAAUAAUGAGUCUGAGAUUUAGAAUCAGUGAAAAAACACAGCACUUCAUGCUAGAUGGUAACGAGCACUAGUCUGACUAGUAAACACCGUGCAGAUUUAUGUAUGGCAACAACACGCGUUAAAAGGAGCAGCAACUUGCCUCUUUUUAGCUUUAUAGCAUAACUGUAGUCUGAAAUUAAAAGAAAAAGUUUGAGUUUCAGCUGUUGUAGAAGUUAUAGAGAAAAUGUAUAAUAACUAAAUAAAUAUCUAUUACAAGGUGAUUCUGAUGACAUACAAGUUCAAUAACGGAACAGAAAAUUGGUCAAAUGUGGAAGAAUUAGUCAGUUAAAUUAACUUUUUACUGGCAUUCAAAGCAAGCUAAGCCCAUAAAUCUGGACACAGCAGCAGUGAUUAUACAUAGCAUACAGAGCUGAUAAGUAUCUAUAUCUCCAUUGUCAAUGGCAAGUAAUACACCGCAAUGCUGCACCUAUUUUACUUUUAUUUGUUGUUUUUUCUUUGAUUACGAACUGCAUGAUGACUAAUUUAUGCCUCUGUCUCAAGAUACUUGUCCAUAACUAAAAUGAGUUUUACUGAGCUUUGCAAAUGAAGGGUUUGUUUCAAGACAUGACCAGGAGAACUGCUCUGGACAGCCUGGACGGGCCCUGCUUCAGCACGGUGGAGCCCAUCACAACAGGAAGCUUUCCACUUUUCUACUCUUAUCCUUGCUGUAAUUUGAGCACAGUCCCAAACAUCCUAACAGUGUGCACGGUUGUAAAAGCCUGAUGGUUUCACAGAUGCAGCAGAAUGUUUCAGCCCAGGCUUGAGGCACUAUGACAAAGUUAUCUUAACAUCAGUGCACAUUGCACAGCCAUCAAGCACAAGAAAAAUGUUCCCAGGGAAAUGUUUGCAGAGACCUGCUCAGACCAUGCUGGCUGGCAUUAGCAGCUCAUUGUGCCGUUUCCCUUCCUGUUAAACUUUGCAGUGUUCUACAUUGUGAAAGGAAAGCAGGUGUUAACAAAUUUCAGACUAUAGGCUUAAUUAUGCUGAAAUCUUCUGUCUGCAUAUAGUUUCAACGGCGCUGUUUUAACAGAACUUUUAUAGUGCCUUUUGCAGUGGUUUAAACUCUGAUUGCAGGCUACAGUAUAUUCUAUAAGAUUUUAGACAUUUUUCUUUAUAACUUAUUUAAAAUAAAGCUGUGCAUUUUCACGUUUUCAUUUUGCAAAUCGAUCUGAUUUCAAUAAUGUAUCUUAAAUUGAAUUUCCUUCUUAACUGCAAAAGCAUUUUAAUAUAUAAACAUUUAGGUAUUUUUCUAUUUUAAAUUUUUAUUUGUGGAUUAAUGACUGCUAACUUCUCUCUGCUGUUUGAAUCAUGUGUUUCUCAUGUUGUUGGAAGUAGCUGAAGAGAUGUUGUGCAGUGAACCACGUGAACUCAUUACAGGACCAACAUUUGUAAAAGCUUCAAAGGGAACCUGGUUUCAUCCUGUCGGUAUUUUAUUUAGGAAAAUCUGGGAGGAAAUAACAUUUAAAGACAGGGAUUUUUAUCUUAUAUAUGAAAUAUCUGAUGUUAAAUUGACUGAAACAGUGACUCAGUAAUGUAUAUACUCGUUGGUUUAAGAACAUUUCUUUCUUUGUCUGUUUAUGAAAUUCUUGUUUCAACUCUGUAAUGAAAAUAAUUGAAUAAAUUGCUGUUAAAAGGACCCAAAAGUGUAUAAUAGUGUUGUACAUAGAUUUGUAUAUGUUCUUUAUUAUCUGGUAUAUAGAUUUGUCUGUUUGUUUUGCUGUUUUGUUCGUUAUCUGAGUCUUAUCAAUGUGUUUCGGGAUCAAUAAAAGUAUCUA
Molecule: messenger RNA, 5555 nt
Organism: Melanotaenia boesemani (Boeseman's rainbowfish)
Lineage: Eukaryota; Metazoa; Chordata; Actinopteri; Atheriniformes; Melanotaeniidae
Gene: hck
Product: HCK proto-oncogene, Src family tyrosine kinase
Exons: 13
Coding region: 196-1695 (499 amino acids)
Biological process (GO): cell surface receptor protein tyrosine kinase signaling pathway; protein phosphorylation; cell differentiation
Cellular component (GO): extrinsic component of cytoplasmic side of plasma membrane
Molecular function (GO): ATP binding; signaling receptor binding; non-membrane spanning protein tyrosine kinase activity
Source: RefSeq, a predicted model, not a curated record